AUGGCAUCGGUGGCGACCCAUUUCUCAGGUUUCCUCUUCUUAUUCCCCGUUGGUAUACGCCGCUUGCUAUUUUCUUCCUCCGUUUACCUGAAAAGCCCGUCCAAUUUCCGAUCCAAACUAUGGUAUUUCUCUCACCCCGCAUGGAAGAACAUUGAUCUCUAUUUCCUUCUUGUAGCCCUCCCUAUCGCUUCCUUCUCUGAGUUUGUCAUCUUCUUAUCUUUUUCCGGUCACCCCACCUACCGAUUUGCGUUUUCCCUGCAAUCCAUUGCACUUUUGAUAUUCUGGGUCCUGAUCCUUCUCAUUUUAGCUCAGGAGUAUUUGGGCUCAUCUCUGGUGAAUGAGAGUUUUGUUUUCAUUUUCGGAUCCAUUUGCUUUCUCGUGGAGUAUUCAGUGUUCGGUAAAGGAAUUGGGGGUCUUGGUGGAGUCGUCUACGGAUUCUUGGGUGCAUUAACUCUCGGUACAUGGCUGCUGCAAGCUGGAUUUUCUUUGUACACUGAUGCUUUUAUGUUGAAGGGGUGUAAAAAGAUUUCACUUUCUUCACCAUCUCUCGAGAAUGUCGAUGUUCAUUGUGAUCUUGAUGAGGAUAGUCUGAGGGGUAUCACAUUGAUGCAUUUCAUCUUCACUGUGCAUGCCACUGUGGUGCUGGUUUUGAGUCUUGGACUAUUUGGGUUGCUAGCAAGUAACCGAAAAUUGAGAUGUGUGGAGGCAAGGGGACCGUUGCUAACUGAGCUUGAAUCGCCACAAAUGCUUAUGCAUGCUCUUCCUGGCCAGGAGAUGGAAUAA
This is a messenger RNA of Neltuma alba, 783 nucleotides long. RefSeq lists its product as uncharacterized. The coding region runs from base 1 to 783 and encodes 260 amino acids. The record is from RefSeq and is a predicted model, not a curated record. NCBI's taxonomy places the organism in Eukaryota, Viridiplantae, Streptophyta, Magnoliopsida, Fabales, Fabaceae. The transcript is spliced from 2 exons.